AUGUCCUCUGUACGCGAGAGUUCCAAGGAAGAAUCCAUCGUUCAGCCUCCAAAGGCCCUCGAGCCCGCGCCUUUUCCGGACGGCGGAGCACGAGCCUGGAUGGUGGCCCUGGGAGCUGGGGGCGUGCUCUUUCGUACUUUUGGAUAUGUCAAUGCUUUUGGUGCUGCAGACAUCGCCUGGAUUGGGUCUGUUCAGAUGUUUUUCCUCUUCGGAUCCGGUCUUGUUGGCGGUCCCCUAUUUGAUCGCUAUGGAGCCAAAGUCAUCUGGGCCCCCGCGGUGCUGGUCAUCUUCAGCGUCAUGAUGACCAGCCUCUGCACGAAAUUCUACCAAUUCUUCCUAGCUCAAGGAAUCCUCGGCGGUAUUAGCAUGGGCUUGUCGCUCGCCCCCGCACUCUCCUCCACAGCGCAGUAUUUUCAGAAGAGGCGCGCCGCUGCAAUGGGCAUCACCAUCGCCGGGUCAUCCCUCGGCGGCGUGAUCUUCCCCAUCGCCCUAGAGCAGAUGCUCUACUCCUCAUUAGGCUUUGCAUGGGCCGUCCGCAUCAUCGGCUUUGUCAUUCUCGGGGUCAUGUCCUUCGCAGUCUUGGGGAUCCGCGCACGCCUCCCACCCAAGAAACAAAGGUUCCUCAAACUCGAGGCCUUCAAGAAAACCCACUACGUCGCCACUCUGACCGCGGUUUUCUUCCUGAACGUCGGCAUCUUCACCCCCUUCUUCUACCUCCCGUUAUACGGCGAAUUCCAUGGCAUGAGCACCAGCCUGGCCUUCUACCUCCUCGCGAUCCAAAACGCAUCCUCCUUCUUCGGCCGCUUAGUCCCGGGCAUCAUCGCAGACAAAAUCGGGCCCUACAACAUGCUGUCGACCGUAAGCAUCAUCACCGCCAUCAUCACUUUCUGCUGGAUCCGCAUGACCACCAACGCGAGCAUCAUCGUCUUUUCCGUGCUCUACGGCUUCUUCUCCGGCGGUAUCAUCGGUAUCACCCCCGCCGCGAUUGCCAACUGUGCCGGGCAUCCUCAGGAAAUCGGCACUUACAUUGGAAUGGGUAUGGCUGUUAUGUCGGUUGCCACUCUUAUUGGCCCACCUAUUAACGGCGCGCUGCUUAAUGACUACAGUGGCUUCCUCCAGGUUCAGAUCUUUAGUGCGGCUGUGAUGAUGUCCGGGGGUGUUCUGGCCUUUGUUGCGAAGAUGGUGGGUGGCAAGAAAGCUUUGGCUAAGGGAUAA
Molecule: messenger RNA, 1215 nt
Organism: Aspergillus viridinutans
Lineage: Eukaryota; Fungi; Ascomycota; Eurotiomycetes; Eurotiales; Aspergillaceae
Product: MCT family MFS transporter
Exons: 3
Coding region: 1-1215 (404 amino acids)
Biological process (GO): transmembrane transport
Cellular component (GO): fungal-type vacuole membrane
Molecular function (GO): transmembrane transporter activity
Source: RefSeq, a predicted model, not a curated record